Anguilla anguilla (European eel) is the source of this 1123-nucleotide messenger RNA. RefSeq names its product phosphatidylinositol glycan anchor biosynthesis, class L (gene pigl). Gene Ontology annotation, molecular function: N-acetylglucosaminylphosphatidylinositol deacetylase activity. Gene Ontology annotation, cellular component: endoplasmic reticulum. Bases 24 to 902 code for a protein of 292 amino acids. Lineage: Eukaryota; Metazoa; Chordata; Actinopteri; Anguilliformes; Anguillidae. Gene Ontology annotation, biological process: GPI anchor biosynthetic process. The record is from RefSeq and is a predicted model, not a curated record. The transcript is spliced from 7 exons.
ACUACAGUAAUGGUCGUUCGAUAAUGUUGUUUAGCGUACUUGUCUUGUGUUUUUUAUUUUCUCUGUACUUUAUUUUGUUAAAAGUUAUUUACUACAGAUAUUCACAGACUUCAUGGAGUAAACAUUUCCUUGAAUUAAACAUAAGAAAAUGUGGACGGUCUCGUAUCUGUCAAAAUACAGCUAGAAAUGAUAUGUAUCCAUGGCAAUCUGAACACAAGAACACUAGUAAUGAAGUCCGAGCCCUCCUAGUCACUGCACAUCCAGAUGAUGAGUGCAUGUUCUUUGCACCUACAAUUUUACGGCUCUUGCAAUUAAAUGCAUCAGUGCAUUUAUUGUGUUUGUCUUCAGGCAAUUACUACAAACAAGGAGCGCAUCGGCAAAGGGAGCUUCGUGACAGCUGUGCUGUGUUGGGGAUCCCAGCUUCUCAAGUCACCAUCAUAGACUGCAAGGAACUUCCAGAUGAUCCCAACGUAGAGUGGAACAUCCACGUCAUCUCCUCCCUUGUCCUGAAGCAGAUUCAAGCCAGCUCUAUUAACAUGGUCCUGACCUUUGAUGGCAGGGGAGUUAGUGGCCACGGGAACCACAUCGCCAUUUACCGGUCCCUCAGCUAUCUGGCCUCCACUGGAGAAAUACCUGACGGCUGCUGCGUCCUCUCGCUGCAGACCGUGAACGUGAUCAGGAAGUACCUCUCCGUCCUGGAGCUUCCAAUCAGCUGGCUCUGCGGGUCAGACGUCUCCUUCCUCAUUGGGUCGGAGGGGUACAGGCAAGCGAAGAGGGCCAUGUUUUGUCACCGCAGCCAGCUCCUGUGGUUUCGCCACCUCUACAUGCUGCUUUCCCGCUACGUGCUCAUCAACACAUUCCAAGUGAUCUCUCGGGAAGAGAAGGACUGGGAAAUGUAUUAGCUUCUCAUUUGUGUCACAAGUCUACUGUUCACUGCUAAGCUACUGUUACUUUGGGGUUCUUCGAGUGAUUCAUCUGUGGGCUCUGAAUCUGAGCUGUCACAGCACUAUUUUAUGUGUAAUGGGAAAAAAGCACUGACCGUGAAUGUAUGUCGACACAUGCUGCUUCGAUUUUUACAUUUUCUAAAUACUUUUGAGGCCUUCAAUAAAAAUUUCACACAAUC